CAGCCCAUCGCGCAGGGGUGAGGAAAACACACCUGCGGAAAUAGCUGGUGUAAUCCCCAGGAUCGCUGACUAGGGAGCGCAGGGCAGUAAUCUUAGCGGUGCUUCUGAGUAACCACGCGUGGGGCUGGGCGCUGGGCGGCUCGUGGGUUGCGACUCAGCAGGCGAGCGUUUCUGCCACCGCGAUCCUCGGCGUGAUCGGAGCGAGAGGGAGGGAAGGCGGCAGCUCGGGGCGGCGAUCUUUAUGAAUGAACGCGUCCCCGCUGUAGUUUCCCCGGGCCGCCGCCAGGUGCCAGCAGAGAGCAGCGCGCCCAGAGUCCCGGCCGGUGCCCGAGCGCGGCCACUCGUGAAAGGCGAAGCGGCGAGGGGAGCCGCGCCGGGAUCCUGCAGCCGCGUCCUCGGCGGUGCGGCGCCGCUUGCCCCAUGAGGCUGCCGCGAUGGAGGGCGGCUCGGGCCCCGGGGAAGGCUCCCAGCGCGGGGCCUCCGACGAAGUUUUGCUCUCGGGGGUCUUCUCGCUCGUCCCGGCUCUGAAGACCGACUACGCCCUGAGCCUCACCCGCGGCGCGGAGCUGCUGAUGUGCCGCCAGGGCGCUGCGCCGGACAGCCCGGCCGCCCGGCUGCUGCUCUCGGACUGCAUCGGCUGCUACGCCUUCCAGAGCAAGGGCCAGCAGCAGCAGCAGCAGCACCCGGCGGCCGCCUACUUCACCGUCUUCUGCUACCCGCUCAAGAAGGGCUGGUGGGACUCCGGCGAAGCCCGGCACCGAGUGGCCAAGACUUUCCGCGUCUUGGCGUCUCAGGAAGCCGAGGAGAACCGCGCCGUCGCCGAGACGUGGGCCAGCAAAAUCCGUGAGCUCUCUGCCCCCCGCAUCCCGAAGCUGGAAGGAGCAGUAUAUGGACACCUCCCUUGGCCCUGUCAAGUGAUGGUGUUGUUAAACCCACAUAGUGGGGCAGGCCAGGCGCUACAUCUAUUCAAGACCCAAGUGCAGCCCAUGUUGACAGAAGCAAAUAUAGCAUUCAGCAUGUUUAUAACUGAGAAACACAGGCACGCUUGGGAACUGGUGAGGGAGGAGAACUUGUCCAGGUGGGAUGCCUUGGUCACGAUGGCUGGGGAUGGCUUGCUGUAUGAGGUGAUAAAUGGACUGAUGGAGCGUCCUGACUGGGAAACUGCAAUCCAGAAGCCUCUUUGCAUCCUCCCGGCGGGCUCUGGAAAUGCCAUCGCUGCUUCUCUCAAUUACUAUGCUGCCAAGAUCUGCCUGCUGAAAGAAGAGCUGCUGAUGAGCUGCACUUACUUCCUAUGCAAAGGCCUGCAUGCUCCCAUGGACCUCGUGUCCCUGCGCACCGCCUCAGGCAAGCGCCUGUUCUCUUUCCUCAGCUUUAGCUGGGGUUUCGUCUCGGACGUCGACAUCACCAGUGAGAGAUACCGCAAACUAGGCCGGGCCCGCUUCACUCUGGGCACCUUGCAACUCCUGACCACGCUCCAUGUCUACAAGGGCCGUCUCUCCUACCUGCCUGCUGAAGAGCCAAGCUCUAUGUCCUCACAAGGAGAGCACAGCAGACUUUCGGCACAGAAUGCCAAACAAGUCUCCCUUUGCAACGGGAAGCCAGUUCCUUCUCACCCUCAGCAGGGCUGUGCGCUCGAGGACCCUUUGCUGGUACCCUUUGACCAGCCGCUUCCCAAAGACUGGAUGGUGGUGCCUGAGGAGGAAUUUGUUUCCAUUGUUUGCAUCUAUCAGUCGCACCUAGGAACAGACCUUCUUUUGGCUCCCCAAGCCAAGCUGUAUAACGAUGCUAUCCACCUCUUCUACAUGACUGCUGGGGUUUCCAGGAUGGGAAUGAUCAAAUUCUUCAUGGCCUUGGAGAAAGGGGCCCAUUUGACUCUCAACUGCCCGUAUCUCCAUUAUGUGCCUGUGAAAGCCUUCCGGCUCGAGCCCUUUACUCUUAAGGGGGACAUGACAGUGGACGGUGAAGUGCUGGCAUGUGAACCAGUACAGGGUCAAAUUCACAGACGGAUUAGCCAUAUCAUCACUGGUUCUUGAGCUGGGUUGGAAACCUCCAAGAAGCAGUACCUGCUCCGGCAGCAAAAGGCUUUGCAGAAUCGUUGGGUGUGGGCAUGCAUGUAAUUUAUGAAGUAGUGCCUGUUGCAGUGAACCCCAAACGCUGCAACUAUCAAGAGAGCAUCAGCUCUGUUUUCAGGUGAUGAUAAAUCUCAGGGGGAAUUGGGCCUUCAGAGUAUAUAAUUGCAAUAUUAAUAGGCUAUUCUGGCAGGUGAUAGAAUAGCCUCUCCUUUGCUAAAGGACACAAAAGGCUGUUUUAGAGUCUUCCUAUUCUUUUAGCAAAGAAGUGGAAAAGCCAGCAGUCUCCAUGAAACCAAAGGCAACUACUCAGCAGCAGUGGCUUAGCCUUCUUUCUGAGACCAAGGCCUAAUGGAAGGUGGCUAAUAUAGGGGACCUGACAUCAUCCCCACCUAGCAAGCCUUUGGCUAAAACCGGUGACAACUUUUAAUCCCUUCCUUUUGUAAAGAAGUGUGUGUGCUUUUUUACAAGGAAACAAAAUUGUUUGUAGUAGCAGAUUAUAUUCUUACAGAGAUGAAAUAAAGAUCUAAUUUUUUUUCAAAAA
Molecule: messenger RNA, 2613 nt
Organism: Eublepharis macularius
Lineage: Eukaryota; Metazoa; Chordata; Lepidosauria; Squamata; Eublepharidae
Gene: SPHK1
Product: sphingosine kinase 1
Exons: 5
Coding region: 435-2033 (532 amino acids)
Biological process (GO): negative regulation of apoptotic process; cellular response to growth factor stimulus; sphingosine biosynthetic process
Cellular component (GO): intracellular membrane-bounded organelle; membrane; cytoplasm
Source: RefSeq, a predicted model, not a curated record